GCGGGCACACUGCACUUUCGUUUAACAAAUUUUUUAUAUAAGCUCCAAAAUAAAAAAUACACCCAGUGACAGACCUAAAUUCGUGGUAUUUUAGAUCAACGUUCCAGACACAGUAGAACCAGCAACAACAAAAAGACAAAAACAACAACAAACAACCUGUGGGUGAAUUCUGAUUAAUAUUCACUGUUGGCGCUUAUCAAUUGGCAGUUUGAAGCAUCAUGUCGAUCCGGAGGACCAUGGCCAGCACGGCCAACACGGCCAGCAAGGAGUGGAGGGAUUACUUCAUGAGCACCCACUUUUGGGGACCGGUGGCCAACUGGGGCAUUCCCGUGGCUGCUCUCGCCGACACACAAAAGAGUCCCAAGUUCAUCUCUGGCAAAAUGACACUAGCUCUGACCCUCUACUCGUGCAUCUUCAUGCGCUUCGCCUACAAGGUCCAGCCCAGGAACUGGCUGCUCUUCGCCUGCCAUGCCACCAAUGCCACCGCUCAAACAAUUCAAGGCAUUCGUUUCCUGCACUACAAUUACGGAGCCAAGGAGCAGGAGGCGUAAAUAAUGGAGAUGCGCCUUGACACCCCCUCCCAGGAACGACGUGCGCUGAUACUUCAAAUGUUUACCCAACAGCAGCAGCAGUUACUGCAAUUUACUGCCACUAAACACACGCAACAAAAAUUAAGCAAAUUGCACUGCCCCCACUGAGCCCGAAAUCACAAAGUGGUGACAGUAAUGGCAGUGAAUCACACCCGCACACCAAUUGGCUGAAUCUCGAAUUCUCGGGUUCCAUCCCAAUCCCAAUUCCGUAUGAGUCUAGCCUGGUUCUACCCUAUAUAGUUAAUUCCCUUUCGGCAGUUGAUCAAAAAUUUCUAGUUGGUGCAAUCCUUAGGUAAUGAGCAUAGAAUAUUUUUUAUACUAUUGGCCUGCGUGUAAAUGGAAUAUUGUUAAAAUUGAAAUAAAGAGAAACAUGAAACAUGUAGCCCCACAA
Drosophila serrata is the source of this 981-nucleotide messenger RNA. RefSeq names its product mitochondrial pyruvate carrier (gene Mpc1). The record is from RefSeq and is a predicted model, not a curated record. Gene Ontology annotation, cellular component: mitochondrial inner membrane. Gene Ontology annotation, biological process: pyruvate import into mitochondria. Lineage: Eukaryota; Metazoa; Arthropoda; Insecta; Diptera; Drosophilidae.